AUGGCUUUUGGUUUCGCAACCACGGGGGAUGAGGUGGUCGAGGCAUUCAAGGAUCGGGUCAUUGGCAAGACGUUCUUGAUCACGGGUCCGACUCCAGGAGGGAUAGGUGCUGAAACCGCGCUCAGCCUUGCAAAAGCGGACCCGAAGCGCCUGAUACUAGCGGGUCGGUCGCAGCAGAAGAUCCAGCCGCUUGUCGAACAGAUCCAGAAAGAGAAGCCCAACGUCGAGGUCAGCUUCGUUCAGGUUGAUCUGGCGAGUCUGAGUUCAGUACGCAAGUCUGUCGACCGGAUCAACUCUGUGCUGGCUGGUGAUAAAAUCGACGUGCUGAUCUUGAAUGCUGCGAUCAUGGCUUGUCCAUAUGCUCUCACUGUGGAUGGGUUUGAAAGUCAAUUCGGGACAAAUCACCUGGGCCAUUUCUUGUUGGGGAAUCUGCUCUUGAGAGGAGAUCUGGUGCGCUCGCGAAUCGUGGUCGUCAGCAGCUCGGCAUCCGAACGGAAAGCAGACUAUGCUUUUGCCCCCCUAAAGGACAUCUCCUACGACCAUGACAAGAAAUAUGAUCCCGUCCAGGCCUACACUUUCUCAAAGUCAUGCAAUAACAUGUAUGCCCGUCGCCUCGCAAGAGAGCUCAAGCCCAAGGGCAUCGUUGUCUUCAGUCUUAACCCUGGAAGCAUUAUUACGAACCUCCAAAGUUAUAUGACGGAGGAGGUCAGGAAUCUGGCGAUUGAGGCGGCAAAGAGGGAGAAUCCAGAGUUCGAGGUCCCUGUACGGAAGACGCUGCAGCAAGGGGCUUCCACUCAGCUUUGUGCUGCCUUGGAUCCAAGUCUUGAACCUGAGUCUGGAGCGUACCUUGAUCACUGUCAGGUCAAGGAGCCGGCUGUUCACGAUGGCCAUGCAGCAUUCGCCGAUCAGGUCUGGGAAUUGAGCGAACAGCUUGUCGGUGAGAAGUUCCCGUUCUAG
This is a messenger RNA of Cladophialophora yegresii CBS 114405, 957 nucleotides long. RefSeq lists its product as uncharacterized. The record is from RefSeq and is a predicted model, not a curated record. The transcript is spliced from 2 exons. Bases 1 to 957 code for a protein of 318 amino acids. Lineage: Eukaryota; Fungi; Ascomycota; Eurotiomycetes; Chaetothyriales; Herpotrichiellaceae.